Messenger RNA from Amblyraja radiata (thorny skate), 1649 nucleotides. Its product is annotated as zinc finger protein 229-like. The record is from RefSeq and is a predicted model, not a curated record. Gene Ontology annotation, biological process: regulation of transcription by RNA polymerase II. Gene Ontology annotation, cellular component: nucleus. Gene Ontology annotation, molecular function: DNA-binding transcription activator activity, RNA polymerase II-specific; RNA polymerase II cis-regulatory region sequence-specific DNA binding. The transcript is spliced from 3 exons. Lineage: Eukaryota; Metazoa; Chordata; Chondrichthyes; Rajiformes; Rajidae. Bases 1 to 1368 code for a protein of 455 amino acids.
AUGACAAUUUGGGCGGUUUUUAACAGUGUGUGUGGCAAAGCCUGGCAGAGCCCGAGCGAUCUGGAGAUCCACCGGCGGGAGCACACGGGAGAACGAGCCUUCGACUGCUCGGAGUACGGCAAGAAUUUCACCUGCUAUGACAGCUUGCUGCAGCACAACCACGUGCACUCGAGCGAGCGUCCCUUCACCUGCUCUGACUGCGGCAAAGGCUUCAAGUCGUCGCCGGAACUGAAAGUGCACAGGCUCGUGCACAACGGCGAGCACCCCUACACCUGCAGCGACUGCGGCAAUGUCUUCACCCACUCCAACAGCCUGCAGGUGCACCAGCGCACCCACAUUGGCCAGCGUCCCUACACCUGUGCCCAGUGCGGCAAGAGCUUCACCCGCUCCACCCUACUGCUGAAGCACCAGCACACCCACACCGGCGAGCGUCCCUACACCUGCGCCCAGUGCGGCAAAGGCUACACCCAGUCCGGUCACCUGCUGGUGCACCAGCGCACCCACACUGGCGAGCGUCCCUACACCUGCACCGAGUGUGGCAAGGGCUUCACCCAGUCCGGUCACCUGCUGGUGCACCAGCGCACCCACACUGGCGAGCGUCCCUACACCUGCGCCCAGUGCGGCAAGGGCUUUGCCCAGUCCGCUCACCUGCUGGAGCACCAGAGCACCCACACCGGCGAGCACCCCUUCACCUGUGCCCAGUGCGGCAAGGGCUUCACCCGCUCCAGCAGCCUGCAGGUGCACCAGCGCACCCACACUGGCCAGUAUCCAUACACCUGUGCCCAGUGCGGCAAGGGCUUCACCCAGUCCACCCUACUGCUGAAGCACCAUCGCACACACACCGGCGAGCGUCCCUACACCUGCGCCCAAUGUGGGAAGGGCUUCACCCAGUCCAGUCACCUGCUGGUGCACCAGCGCACCCACACCGGCGAGCGUCCCUACACCUGCACCCAGUGUGGGAAGGGCUUCACCCGGUCCAACAACCUGCUGGAGCACCAGCGCACCCACACCGGCGAGCGUCCCUACACCUGCGACCAGUGCGGCAAGGGCUACACCCAGUCUGGUCACCUGCUGGUGCAUCAGCGCACCCACACUGGUGAGCGUCCUUACACCUGUGUCCAGUGUGGCAAGGGCUUCACCCGCUCUGACAGCCUGCUGGAGCACCAGCGCACCCACACUGGCGAGCGCCCCUACACCUGCACCCAGUGUGGCAAGGCUUCAGCUGCUCCUCCAGGCUGCUGUCCCACCAGCAGGUGCACGGCGGCGACUCUCCCUUCCCCGGCCCAGUUUGUGGAGAGGGCUUUGCCAUUGCCUCCCACUCCCAGUCCUACGACUGUCCAUACUGUGGUGAAGAGUUUGGCAGCUUGAGGGGAUUGCGGCAGCACCGGCGACCCAUGCCGGCGAGCGGCUGCUCCCAUUUCGAUAAGUGUUUCAACAACGCAUGAGGGCUGUGGGAGCACCAGCAGAUACACACCAGAGAGAGACCCUUUGUGUGCGCUGAGUGACGCAAGGCAGGGCUCGUAUGGUCCUUGAAAGUCCUGGAAUUUGAAACUCUGUUUUCAAGGCCCUGAAAGGACUUCGAUUUAUCAUAGGUCCUUGUAAGUCCUUGAAAAUGCACUUUUUAUGAUAAAAGUAUUAAUUCAUGCGGA